CCCUACAACCGCGCAGCCCGCCUCACCGCCCGCCCUGCCAGGGUCUCCCCGCGCCUUCCCAGCCCCGGCGGUUCGCGGGGCGGGACGGGACGGGGACGGACGGGACGCUGCGGGGCCGCCCGACGGCUCCCCCCGGCGGGGCCCUGCGCGGCGGCGGUCGGUCGGUCGGUCGGGCUGCACGUCGGGCGAGCGGUCGGAGGGUGGAGUGAGAGGGACAGGCUUGACGGCGGCGGCGCUCCCCGCCGGGCCGGCGGGCAGCCCGGCACUUUCCUUUUCGGCGCGGGGAGGAGCGGCAGCUGCGCAGGCGUUGCUCGCACCCUGUUGAUUAGUCAGUGCUGGGAUGGCGCUUCCUGGGCCAGGCGCGGCGGCGGCGGCGGGCGGCCCCAGCCGGUCCCGGGGGGUGGCGGGAGCAGCAGCCGCCGCAGCAGCAGCCGCCGCGGUAGCCGCCCGGCGGGCCUCCCCUUCUGCCUAGCCCGGCAUGUCCCGGGGCGGCCGGCGCUGAGCGAGGCUGCCUCCGUUCCCCUCCCGGCUGGCUGCAGCCCCGCCGGGUGGGAGCACCCCGCCGGCGCUGCCUGUCUGGCUGCCCUCCCUCCCUCCCUCCCUUCCUUCCCUCCCCGGGCCGGGAAGAUGGACCCCGGCCCGCCGCUGGGCUGCAGCCUCAAGGACGUGAAGUGGAGCGCGGUGUCCGUCCCCCUGGACCUGCUCGUCAGCACCUACCGGCUCCCCCAGAUCGCCCGGCUGGACAGCGGAGAAACUGUAGAAGGCCUUCGAGAGAGUGAUUAUCUUCUGAUUCAUUCAUGUCGGCAGUGGACAACAAUUACAGCUCACAGUCUGGAGGAGGGUCACUACGUCAUAGGGCCAAAGAUAGAAAUCCCUGUACAUUAUGCAGGGCAGUUUAAGCUGCUGGAACAAGACCGAGAUAUUAAGGAGCCAGUGCAGUAUUUUAACAGUGUGGAGGAGGUGGCUAAAGCAUUUCCUGAACGAGUUUACGUCAUGGAGGAAAUAACAUUCAACGUUAAGGUGGCUUCAGGUGAAUGCAAUGAAGACACCGAGGUUUACAACAUUACCCUUAGUACUGGGGAUGAGCUCACUUUAAUGGGGCAAGCAGAAAUCCUUUAUGCAAAAUCUUCUAAGGAGAAGUCACGACUCAACACCAUCUUCAAAAAAAUCGGGAAACUUAAUUCAAUUAGUAAGCUAGGUAGAGGCAAAAUGCCCUGCCUCAUCUGCAUGAACCACAGGACCAACGAAAGCAUCAGUCUCCCUUUCCAGUGUAAGGGCAAGUUUAGCACCCGCAGCCCGCUGGAGGUGCAGAUGCAAGAAGGUGAGCACACGAUUCGCAAUAUAGUAGAAAAAACCAGGCUGCCCGUUAACGUGACUGUGCCGAGUCCUACACCAAGAAACCCUUAUGACCUGCAUUUUAUCCGUGAAGGGCACAGGUACAAGUUUGUCAACAUUCAAACCAAGACUGUAGUGGUUUGUUGUGUGCUUCGUGGCAACAAAAUUAUUCCCAUGCAUUUUCCCUUGCACUUGACGCUUCCGAAAUUUACUCUACCUGACAGUCUGGUGAAGGGGGAGCUGUGGCACGAAUCCCUCAUCCAGCAUUGGUUUAAUAUAUGCCAGGAACAGUUUGACAUAGAUGAGUAUUCCCGUGCCGUGCGAGAUGUGAAAACUGACUGGAACGAAGACUGCAAGAGCCCAAAGAAGAGCCGAUGCACGGGGCACAGCCACAUGCCGAACUCCCUCAGCUACGCGCGGGACGAGCUUACGCAGUCCUUCCACCGGCUUUCGGUGUGCGUCUAUGGAAACAACUUGCAUGGGAAUAGUGAAGUGAACCUCCACGGCUGCAGGGACUUGUGUAACGAGUGGGCCCUGUUCUCUCACGAUGCUCUUCAGUACCAGGAGUCUGGUGACAGUAGCAGUGAUUACCUUUUUCCUGAAGUUAGUGAAGAAUCGAUGUUUCUACCUACAAAACCAGAACUUCCUUAUGAAGAGCUGUGGUUGGACCAAGGGUGUGGAAAGGCUGGCGACCAGCCUCUCACUCGCUCACUAAGUGAGAAGAACAAAUGUGACAACUACAGAGGGUCUUUCCGAUCAAAGUGUGGUACCGCAUCUCUUCCUGUGCCUGCGACUGUCGGAGCAACCACAAAGUCUUCAGAUGUUUCCCUACCUCCACCUCCAGUGCCUCCCAAAUCAGAAGCAGUAAAAGAGGAAUGCAGGCUCCUGAAUGCUCCCCCCGUCCCACCACGGAGCUCAAAGCCGUCGUCCACCAGCCCUUCCAUCCCUCCUCGUACAGUCAAACCUGCACGACAGCAGACCCGCUCUCCUAGUCCUACUCUGUCCUACUACUCUUCAGGACUGCACAACAUUGUCACAGAGAGCGACAACACCAACCCAACUGAGAGCACACCUGUUUCCUGCUACCCUUGUAACAUGAUGAAAACCGAAUCCAAAGAGCCUGAGAGCACGAUGCCUUUGGGAAGCCCCUCAACUGAAGCUCUGCCUUCGAGGUUAUCUUGGCCAAACCAUUUUUCAGGAACUGCUGAAAGCCUGAAUAGGAGUGAUUUCCUGCUCGAUCCAAGCAGGAGCUACAGUUACCCCAGACAGAAGACUCCAGGUACGCCAAAGAGAAACUGUCCAGCACCUUUGACUUUUGACUUCGAUGGGUGUGAGCUCCCAGUGGGGUGCUCCCCGCUGACCCCAGCAGAGUUCACAAACACCAUCUCUAGCUGUCCAAAGUCGGCAAGUUACUCUCUAGACUGCACUGAUGAGAAAACUCUGGGAGUCAGCAACGCAAAGCAGAGCCAUUCGUGUCCUGCCUUACCUCCUCGGGCACCGAAGUCAAAUGAAGAGAAAACAGUUACAGACAUGUGUCCCUUGCCACUGAAAAUAGAUGGUGCUGAGGAGGAGUCAAAAACUGGUUCUCCAGACCUCUUGGAAGAUCAGUAUCUCGUUAAAAAGGGCAUGCAGGAUACGUUCUCUUUGUCUUAUCCCUUCUCGUCUCCCCUCCACCUCCAGUUAGCACCAAGAUCUUGUGGGGAUGGCUCUCCCUGGCAGCCACCCACAGACCUUUCUGGACUUUCCAUAGAGGAAGUAUCUAAAUCGCUGAGGUUUAUUGGUCUGUCAGAAGAUGUCAUAUCGUUUUUUGUUACAGAGAAGAUUGAUGGCAAUUUACUGGUUCAGCUUACGGAAGAAAUCCUGUCAGAAGACUUUAAGCUAAGCAAAUUGCAGGUUAAGAAAAUACUACAGUUCAUUAAUGGCUGGCGGCCCAAGAUGUGAUGCUAACUAGUUAUUAGUGAAACUGUAUGAGAUGUGCUCAAUGCACUUCAGCUAAUACAUCACUUCCUGUUUUUUGCACUAAAAGCCCUUCCUGUAAAUAGUAGUAGAAAAAUUCUUACUAUGCAGGUAAACAUUUUUGAGUGGUGAACAGAUUUUUUUUUUUUUUUUUUUUGUAUGUCAAUAAUAAAACAGAGAAUCUGCAGAGGCGUGCCUUGUGCAUCCCUGAACGUUCAACAGCUGCUAAAAACUGGACACUAAGGGAACUUUUACUCCGUAGUCUCUUAAGACUUAGUCGUAUUUAUUACUGAACAAUUUGAUGCUGAAAGACACACACCAAUCCAGUUUACAGUUUUGUGUUAACUGCAAAAAAAAUGUAUUUCUUACAGGAUUAUUUCUGUUCAAAUAAUAUUUGGCAACAUGCUGCGACUUUCUUCCAUUUCUGUUAACAAAAAGCAUGUUCGGAUAUACAAAAACAUUCUUUUGACACUACAUCUGAAAAUGUUAAGAAUUGCUGUGAAGUGCCACUAAUACACUAUUCUUGCAGCAUAUUUUUAUUAACAGUAUCUUCCUGACUACCUGUAAUGUGGAUACGUUUUCCGUGUUACUUUGAGCAAAAAGAGUUAAAUGUUUUCAAAACAAGAGUCUUGCUUAGCUCACUGCCCAGAGGGGAGGGAGAAGGGGGAUUUUCCUACUGAGCCACUCUGCCCUGACCAAUUAAAAGUUUAUGACCUGUAGAUUUCAAAAGUUGCUUUUGUAGUCAGAUGGCUGGAGUAAGGAGCAUGACUUCUGGUCAUGCAGCUUUCUCAUGGGAAAGGCAGCUCAGUGCACAGACUCCUCUCGGCAGAUCCUGCCUGCCGCAGUAGCCUGCUAGCACGGCCUUUGCAAUAGCCUUGCUCUGGCGAAAGGCAACCCUUUAUGUUUCCUCUGCUGCUGUUACGAUCAUCUAAAAAUGCGCUCGAUGUGCUAUCCUAUUCCUGCGGUCGGAUCUGUGUGGGAAGGCGAUAGUACUCCUGUAGGAUGCCUUUGAAAUAAAGCAUUAGCGAGGGAGGGAACAGAAACAGCACAUGGCACGCUGGUAAGAAGGGGCCAAGUGAGGUUUUGAGCCAUGCCACGGGAAAUGCUUGUGGUGUUUUAAGUUCACCUGUCUUGUUUGCAGUGGGCUAGGAGGAUGUGGGUGUCAAAGUGGGCGGGACUGUAGCAUCGUAAGAUGUGUUAAUUCAGUUGCCCAGCUGCAAAAGUCACUGCAAUAGAUGUCACACGGAAGUAGCAGUCAAAAGGGAGCACAGAGAUGGGAAGGGGGCAUUCGUCUGCCCCUGGAGACCUUUCAAAUUUAACUGCUCAGAAGGCUAGAAAUAGGAUUAACUUUUGCUAGUCUGUUGCUGAUUUCUUGUAGUUGGCAGAGCUCUCCGAAAUGGGUCUAAAUAACCCCAGGAUCCCCUACCUUUGUAGUACUGAAUGCAAGGAUUUGUGGAGGUCCUCAAGAAGCAGUCUGCGGUGUCCAUCCUCAGCAAGUGUGCGUGCCCACGAUCCUCAGGUAGUCAGAGCCAGGGAUGCUGGAGCAGCUUCACCUUCACCUGCUGCUGAGCAGAGCCCUGGCCAGGGUGACACCAUCACCUGCCUUUCUUACCUCUUUGAAGUACAAAAAAUGUCUCUUUCUCUGUUGUAGGGCAUGUAGUGGGAACAUCAAGAGAAAAUAUAAAAUGGGAAGCUGAUUUUGCCUGUUUUCUCAACCAUAUUGACUCAUUUAAAAGAAUUUAUUUGCAAAUAGAGUGUUCUGUUGCCUGGGCAAAUUUCAUGUCAUGUCUCCAUGCCAAAGCCAAGAUGCAUCAUUUGUCUUGCAAUAAUGCAAACCACCAGUCCCCAACCAGAGAGAAAAGCCCAAUUGAUGUGGGUACUAGAAAGCAGGGAGCCAAAAAAUAUCCCAAUAGAAAAACCCCAAGACUUCAUAAUCCUACUCUUUUUCUUAAUGUAUUGACUUUUAGCAACAGAUCAAUAGCUUCCUCUGGAUGCUUUUUAAUUAGCGUCCUAAAAUAUUUUAGCUGCAAGUAAGACUAAAUCAAAUUUGAGUACUGUUCAGAUAUGUAUGCAUGUUCGUAGGCAUGUGCAAGUUGAAAUCAAUUGCAUUUUAACUCUCACUAUGUCAAAUGAGUGUUCAAAUUGGAAAGGGACACGUUUUAAAUGUCAGAUACUUCUCUUUGUUUUGCUUGGCUUGUUAAUUCCAGGUAAAAAAAGUAAAAUCUCUCUCUCUCUCUCUCUCUCUCUCUCUCUCUCAAAGAGGAGAUUGCAGUCUUGGUAAUAUUAACAUUAAAUAUUACUAAUGCUUCCAAGAUAUUAACAUCCCUGAGAAAAUAGUGUUCUUCAGCUAAGGAAGGAGACCUAUUCUGUUAUCUCUGCUUACCUGCUUGGAAUGGUUUUUCUUGCAAGCAGCCUGGUGGAAUUUGCAUUCGUGAGUGUGCUGCAUUAACAUCACAUAUGUAUAGACCAAAAUACAGCUGGCCUGUUGGAAGGCCGAGAAAUGUGCAAUGAUUGCAGAAGCAGAGCCUGUGUGCAAAAGUACAGCUAAAACCUCUAACUGCAAACUUGCUAUUGAUGUCCUUCCAGUUGUUUUGUUCUGGCCUGGCACUACCUACUUAUUUUUAUGCAUAAUAUAUUAGCAUUUGACCUUUUCUUUUGCCCUUAGCUGCCCAUCACCUUAAUUUUCCAAGCCCUUUUUAGUGAUCUAGGUAUUCCUAACCUUUGUGUUGUGUGAAUUAUAUGACUGCAGCAUUGAGCUACCUGCUGUGAUGCCCAGGCUGGACUGAAGCGUCUGCUCUGGUAAAAUCAGGAGAGUGUUGAGGAAACCAGGCAGCUGGAGUGUGGUGGCUUGGCCUCUCCACUGCUGUGUAGGUAGCCAAGCUAUGGCAGCGCUGAUGCCCAUGGGAUCUAAUUUACUUGCUUUCCUCUUGAGCUUCGCUGCUGUGGUGUUAGGGGGUCAGGACUGUCCUUGGCGCUGUAGAAGGCAGUCUGAACAGGGCACACCGAUGUGAAUGCAUUGGUCUCACGGGAAGUCCCUGGCAAUAAAGGGAUGGUGGCACCUUUGAAAUGGGGCAGGAGCAGAGGAGAGCUUCAGGCCUUAGCAGAGAACCACACAGUCUCUUUAGAAGGAUGGGGUGUAAGACCUGAAGACUUAAAUCUGUAAAAGGUUACAAAAUGCUGCACUGCUGAUGGUACUUUGAGAUGGAGGGUUGCUUUAAUGUUCCCACUGUGGUUAGGAAGUGUGUGAAAGCUCUGGGGAACAUCCCUGUGAUAUGAACUUUUUACCGGCUGAUGAGAAUAGGUGGAGAUAGCACUCAGGGUUUGCUGGGACUUGCAAACCGUACUAGCAAACUGAGCAGCGCCAAGGCACGGGUGCUCUCUCGUGGGAGUCGAGUGCUGCUGAACUGUGGGCUCUUGCCUGGUUUGGUGCAACCCAACCAGCCUGUGCAAUGGGUGAUCCCAGACAACUCCCAAGCACAGCUCGGAGGUUAGCAGUGGGGGAAACCAGCCUGGUUUUGGGUAAUGAAGUUCAACUGUGUUGAUGCGAGCUGUGUUGGUUGUCCUUGGGGCCUGAGAGAAGGCUCUGGCCCAUUUUGUCUACUAGCAGAGAUGUUGCCAUUGAGUUCAGACAACACGUGUCGGGCCUAAAAUCUCGUACUUUUUGGAGGCAGUCUGCUAAAAUAGGCCACUCCUAACCUUGGAUUUCUUUCCUCAGAUUAAAUAAAUGUAAGGCCUCUGGUGCUUAUUUAGUUAUCAGUGUCUGAAGCUGUGUGUUAUCCUCGGGGGUUUUGUUUGUCCGGGGCAUUUGGUAGCAAAAAAUCUGGCAUGUCAUUCUGUAUGGAGCUGUCUCAUUGUCCUGCACCAGGAAACACAUCCUUUCUAUGCAACAGUUGCAUGGUGGCACAAGGACUGAGGCUGCCUUCAGCGGUGAAAGCUGAAUUUUGGCAUGGGGGCUUUUCUGGAGGUGGGCGCAGAAUUGGCCGGGGGCAGGGUGGGGAGGAAACUUGAGGGGAAAUGCUGGUUUACUUUAAAUGCUCAUUGUGCCUCGGAUUAAGAUUCUUCAUAUUGCUGCCUGACUGGCUAACCAAAGCUGUAUUGAAAUCAACUCAAAGUGCAUAUUUGCGUUCUUAUUCUUGCCGUAUUGUAAAAAUUGCCUACAGCUAGAAGCUUAGAGACAGAAAACAUUUGGUCCAUCCAAAAUUAGAAGGAAAAUGUAUUUUGAAGUGUUCUUUGCAGCUAGUAGCAAGCAUUUGAAGUAACUGUGUAUUACACAGGGUUUUUUCCAAUACAGCAGUUUCAUUUGCCACUUUAAUGGACUUUAUUCCGCAACAACAGCUUCAAGAGAAACAGCGUAAGUAGCAAUGCUGUCUAAAAACCCACUGUGUUUCAAAUCUGUCUAUAAAUACUUGAAAUGUUUUCUCCUAUGUUUUCUUCUUGAAUCAACUCCUUGAUUGUCUCCCCACUAAUAAAGUGUGCUGGCACCAGCUACUUGUGUGCUGCCCAGCGGGCUGCCUGCCUGCAACACAGGUCAGCAAAGUCCUGCCUGCGGGCCAGGCAGGGGGUACACCGUGCGACUUAAAAGCCGAACACCAGCCCUGUGUGAAAGGACUAGGGCUUAGCCCAGCUCUCCUGGGCUCCUCUUUUUGAUGCUCUGAAAUUGCAGCAUUCCUGUGUGCAAGCUAGAAGGUAGGAAUGAAAUCUUAAUCAAAGUGAGGGAUCGUCCUUUUCAUUCGUGGUGUUAGGGACGGCAGAGCAGUAGGGAAAUGCAGGCCCCUUGUUAAGACCUAGCAAUAAAUGACUCUUCACUUGUUAUGUCUUAAACUCCUAGUAGUCCAGGAGUUGUUCAGACUUUACCAUUUCUGUGCGUGAUAACCAAAUUUUCAGCGUGAAAAUCUGCAGAGUGAUUCUCUUGACUUGGACAAUCUUCUGAAUUAUAUUAAAAAUAUCUGUUAGUUCUUAGCUCUUUAGAUUCACUUUGGAUAGGUCAAAAAAUAACACUUGGGAAAAAAAACCGAAAGCCCUGAAACUUUGGCUUAGUACAUUUCCGUUAUAACGAAGCAUGGUUUUUGUGGAAUUCUGUGCUGUUUGGGGCUUUUGUGUAAAAGGCUGAAGGCAGAUUAUUAUUUAAACCAGGUGCAAAUAAAUAUCCCUGUAAUGUAUAUGAACAAAUUUAAACUGCAUAUUGUAAGUAUAUAAACUGUAUAUUAAAGACACUAUUUUCAUGAUA
Molecule: messenger RNA, 8518 nt
Organism: Aquila chrysaetos chrysaetos
Lineage: Eukaryota; Metazoa; Chordata; Aves; Accipitriformes; Accipitridae
Gene: GAREM1
Product: GRB2 associated regulator of MAPK1 subtype 1
Exons: 6
Coding region: 628-3276 (882 amino acids)
Biological process (GO): epidermal growth factor receptor signaling pathway; cellular response to epidermal growth factor stimulus
Molecular function (GO): proline-rich region binding
Source: RefSeq, a predicted model, not a curated record